Messenger RNA from Dermatophagoides farinae (American house dust mite), 1551 nucleotides. Its product is annotated as sterol O-acyltransferase 1-like. Gene Ontology annotation, cellular component: endoplasmic reticulum membrane. The record is from RefSeq and is a predicted model, not a curated record. NCBI's taxonomy places the organism in Eukaryota, Metazoa, Arthropoda, Arachnida, Sarcoptiformes, Pyroglyphidae.
AGCAAUCGAUGAAUAUCGCUCGAUCAUUAGUUUUGUAUAUUACAAAUGAAAUGUUUUUUUUUCUGCAUAUAGAUGAAUUUGAUUAUUCAAUAAUAGACUGAAUUAUUUAACAUAAUGGUGGAACAUACGAUGCAAAAUAAUAAUAAUAAUAAUAAUGAUGAUGAUGAUGAUGGGGCACAAGUUUCAAAAACAAACAAAUUCAUCAAAUUCAAACAUCGUGAAUCUUAUGUUACACAAUUGCUUGAAAAUGACGCCAAUUUACGUACAAUACACAACAUGAUAGUCAUGUUGGUAAUUGUGUUCCUGCUUUAUACAAUUGAAGAUAUUAUCAAAGAACCAGCCAAAUAUGAAGAAAUUUAUGAAGUAAUUUUGUGGAAUGUCAGCGAUUUAGGCUCGGUGAUACGAAUAUGGUUAAUGAUGAAUAUGAUUGUACUCUGUUUACAUUAUCCAUUGGUUUUAUUCAACAAUUUUCUUCAAUAUCGAUGGUUAUUGAUCAAUAAUCCAGAAAAAGAUAGACAAUAUGCUGGAUGUUUACAUCGAACCAUUUUGUACACCAUCUAUGGUUGUAUUUCGAUUUUUGGAAUACUCAUUUAUUGUACUUAUAGUGUAUUGGUUCACAAUAUUAAUGUAACAGGAUCAAUAAGCUUGUUGCUGGAGAUGACACGACUUUUGAUGAAAUCUCAUUCAUUUUUCGUGGAAAAAAAAGAUCUUUACAUCAACAAAGAAACACUAGAAAGUUUAAUAAGCCAGGAGCCUAAAAAUAUUUAUCGUUCUUUUUGGUCACUUUCAUCACGUGCUCAAUUCUGGAAAUUUAUUUAUUACUUGUUUGCACCAACUUUAUUAUACCGGGAUUCUUAUCCACGAACCGAAAAAAUUCGAUGGAUUCGUGCUAUUAAUUUUGGCCUACAGUUCAUUUUAACUGCUCUAUUAUCGUUUUAUGUGCUUUAUCAAGGUUUUGUUGUCAAUCUGAAAAAAACUGGCAUCAAACCUCUAGUGCUCAAUUUCAAAUUGUUUUAUCAAAUUAUCGUCUAUGGAAUGAUCAUUUAUUGGCUGUUUUUUUACUUUUUUUUCCAUGCAUAUCUUAAUUUCACUGCCGAACUUUUACGAUUCGGUGAUCGCCAUUAUUAUGAGGAUUUUUGGAAUAGUAAAUCAGCACAAGAAUAUUUUCGAAAAUGGAAUCAUGUAGUACAACAAUGGCUUUAUGUUUACAUAUUUAUACCUAUCGACAAUCGAUUUCAUAAUCGUGUAUUGACCAAUUUGGCUGUCUUCACAACAUCAGCUUUGGUACAUGAAUACAUUAUUGGUUUUACAUUCCGAUUUUUCUUUCCAAUCAAUUUAUUAAUUUUUUUCUGUUCUCAAAUAACGUAUUACUUGGAAAAAUUUGGUUUGAUCAAAGGUAUGACAUCUUUUCCGUUAUCAUUGACAAUGUGGUCAAUUCUGGUGGCUAUCGUUACAGUGGAAUGGAAUGUUAGAACCAAUUGUCCAUUACCGGAAAAAUCGUCAUUACUGAAACAUAUUCUACCUCGUUUCAUAAAUUAUGUCACAUUUUAA